AUGGCCACCUGCCCCGAGCUGCAGCCUGGGCAAGAGGCCUUGGGGCGCGGGGGGGUCCUGGCUGCCCCAGAAGACCCCGAGGAGCGGCGGGGUGCCCAGGGGGAAGGUGCCCACCCCUGUCCCCCGGAGUGCCAGGAGCUGGCUGCCGUCCCCACGCCGCAAGUCAUAAAACGUUUUCUGAAGGAGGACUCGGACGAGGCUGAGCUGACCCAGUUCCUGCGGGAUUGCCCAGCAGCUGACAGCUCCAGGAAGGUGGAGGCCCCGGAGAGCCGGCGGGAGCCCGGCCACCCCCUGGGCAGCGGGGCCAGGGUCCCCCCAGACGAAGGCAGUGACGAGAGGGACGCCAGGAUUUUCUCCCGCUCCCGGCCCGCGGAUUUCCAGCAGCACAUCGCCGCCCCCCCGCCCCCCAGCCCCAACCGCCCGCGCAGCCCCUGGGGACAGCUGGACCCCUACGACUCCUCCGAGGAUGACAAGGAGUACGUGGGCUUUGCCACGCUGCCCAACCAGGUGCAUCGCAAGUCGGUGAAGAAGGGCUUUGACUUCACCCUCAUGGUGGCAGGGGAAUCCGGGCUGGGCAAGUCCACCCUGGUCAACAGCCUCUUCCUGACGGACAUGUACAGGGACCGCAAGCUGCUCAAUGCCGAAGAGCGCAUCACGCAGACAGUGGAGAUCACCAAGCACGUGGUGGACAUCGAGGAGAAGGGGGUCAAGCUGCGCCUGACCAUCGUGGACACGCCGGGCUUCGGGGACGCCGUCAACAACACCGAGUGCUGGAAGCCAGUGGCCGACUACAUCGACCAGCAGUUCGAGCAGUAUUUCCGUGACGAAAGUGGCCUCAACCGGAAAAACAUCCAGGACAACCGAGUGCACUGCUGCAUCUACUUCAUCUCGCCCUUCGGCCACGGGCUCCGGCCCCUGGACGUGGAGUUCAUGAGAGCUCUGCACCAGCGUGUGAAUAUCGUGCCCGUGCUGGCCAAGGCUGACACGCUGACCCCUGCCGAGGUGGAGCGCAUGAAGAACAAGAUUCGGGAGGAGAUCGACCACUAUGGCAUCCGCAUCUACCAAUUCCCUGAGUGCGACUCGGACGAGGAUGAGGAGUUCAAGCUGCAGGACCAGGCACUGAAGGAGAGCAUCCCCUUCGCCGUCAUCGGCAGCAACACGGUGGUGGAGGCCAAGGGCCGGCGCGUCCGCGGGCGCCUCUACCCCUGGGGCAUCGUGGAAGUGGAGAACCCGUCCCACUGCGACUUCGUGAAGCUGCGCACGAUGCUGGUGAGGACGCACAUGCAGGACCUGAAGGACGUGACACGGGAGACGCACUACGAGAACUACCGCACACAGUGCAUCCAGAGCAUGACCCGCAUGGUGGUCAAGGAGCGCAACCGCAACAAGCUGACCCGGGAGAGCGGGACAGACUUCCCCAUCCCCGUGAUCCCCCCGGUGCCGGAUGUGGAGACCGAGAAGCUCAUCCGGGAGAAGGACGAGGAGCUGCGGCGGAUGCAGGAGAUGCUCCAGAAGAUCCAGAAGCAGAUGAAGGACUCGCACUAGCUCGUCCCUCCUCCUCCUCCUCCUCCUCGUCCUCCUCCUGGCCCCAUCAGAAAUGUUUACAUCACGCUCCUCCCGCCCGGCCCCGCUGCCAGACUCGGUACCAACACCCACCCACCACCUUAAGCUGCGGCAUCGCCUUAUCCAACCCCCAGCGCCCGCGGGGACACCCGGGGACAGUGAGGGGAUGCCGGGGACAGGGAGGGACAGGGCACCCAACCCGGCGUCCCCUGCCCUGCUCCCCCCUAAUCACUGGGGACAGCUUGGUCCCCCAGGCUUUGGUUUCCCGUUUCUCCACAGCUCUGGGGAGGGCCCUGGCCAGCCUGGUCCCCACAGCGU
Messenger RNA from Agelaius phoeniceus (red-winged blackbird), 1881 nucleotides. NCBI's taxonomy places the organism in Eukaryota, Metazoa, Chordata, Aves, Passeriformes, Icteridae. The record is from RefSeq and is a predicted model, not a curated record.